AUGGAUAGAGUGAACCGGGUUUUAAACAUCGUAAGACAGAUGUCUCCCAGGAAAAGGGAACGAGGGUCUCACUGGGAGCCCGAGAGCCCGGAGACCUGCGAGGAGAGUCUGUGCUCUCUCAGCCUUUGCAUCAGCGAUGAUGGGCCAUACUCCAAGGGCAACAAGGACUCGACGGGGCCAGAAAACUCUCUCACAUCCAGAAGACAAAGCAUCCCAGAAGAGCUGCGUGGUGUUACAUUGGUUGAGCUGAUUAAGAAAGAAGGAAGCACUUUGGGUCUCACAAUCUCGGGCGGCACAGACAAGGACGGCAAACCACGCGUAUCAAACCUGCGGCCGGGUGGACUAGCGGCUAGGAGUGAUCAACUCAACGUGGGCGACUACAUCAAGUCCGUCAAUGGUAUCAACCUAACCAAGCUGCGUCAUGAUGAGAUCAUCAGUCUGUUAAAAAACGUAGGCGAACGCGUCGUGCUGGAAGUGGAAUAUGAACUGCCUUCAGCUGCGCCAGACAGUACCUCAGGUGUUAUUUCCAAGACAAUCGAGAUCUGUUUGCAGAAAGAGGGCAACAGCUUUGGCUUUGUAAUGCGAGGUGGAGCCCAUGAGGACUGGCACAAAUCUCGUCCCUUGGUGGUCACGCAUGUACGACCAGGUGGUCCUGCCGACAGAGAAGGGACUCUAAAAUCGGGUGACCGGAUCUUAAGCGUGGAUGGUGUGGUUUUACACAACGCUACUCACAACGAUGCCCUUGUUGUACUGACCCAGUGUGGACAAGAAGCCCUUUUCCAGAUCGAGUAUGAUGUCUCCAUCAUGGACUCUGUGACGAACGCUUCAGGUCCUCUGCUGGUGGAGAUUGCCAAAGCGCCUGGAGCAAGUCUGGGAAUCACUCUGACCACUGCCUUGCACAGGAACAAACAGGCAAUCGUCAUCGAUAAGAUCAAGCCCGGCAGCGUCGUGGACAGGUCAGGAGCGUUACAUGUUGGUGAUCAUAUCCUGUCUAUAGACGGCACCAGCACUGAGCACUGCUCGCUUCUGGAGGCAACGCAGCUGCUGGCCAGCACAUCUGAUCAGACCAAACUAGAGAUCCUGCCUGCACACCAAACACGCCUGCCCGGAAAACCCCAGGACACUGUGAAAGUUCAGAAAAGUGACCACCCUCACUGCUGGGACCCCUGUGUGAACUACUGCCAUUCUCAACAUCCUGGUCACUGUAAGACAUCAACCUGGACCUCUGCUUCCAGUAACCCUUCCAGUUCUCAGGAUUACUGCAAAUCGGUAGUCUGCACUAACUUCUCUCCUGGGUCCACCACCACAUCGGGCAUGACCAGCCAGGGUUCCAGCACGCUGCCCCGGGCCGCUCCGCCAAUGAGCCCACGCAAUUCCAUGCUAAAGAGACGACAGAGGAAAAAAGAGCACAAGAGCUCCUCCGUGUCUUUAGCCUCAAGUUCGGUGGGUCCCGGAGGUCAGAUAGUCCACACAGAGUCCAGCGAGGUCACUCUCAGAGGAGACCCUCUCAAUGGCUUCGGGGUUCAACUACAAGGUGGAAUAUUUGCAACAGAAACGCUCUCCGCACCUCCUCUUAUCCGCUUCAUAGAGCCGGACAGCUCAGCCGAAAGGUGUGGGCUUCUCCAGGUUGGAGACAGAGUCUUGUCCAUCAAUGGAAUUCCUACAGAAGACGGAACACUGGAAGAGGCCAAUCAGCUGCUCCGAGACGCCGCUCUGGCCAAUAAGGUUUCGCUAGAGAUUGAGUUUGAUGUGGCAGAGUCUGUUGUACCUAGCAGUGGAACUUUCCAUGUGAAGCUGCAGAAGAAAAGAGGAGUUGAACUGGGCAUCACUAUCAGUGCCAGUAAGAAGCCUGGAGAGCCUCUGAUCAUCUCUGACAUUAAAAAAGGCAGCAUGGCUCACAGGACAGGAACGCUGGAGCCUGGAGAUAAACUGCUGGCCAUAGACAACAUCCGUCUGGAGAACUGCUCCAUGGAGGACGCCGCUCAGAUACUACAGCAGAGCGAAGACCUGGUCAAACUCAAGAUCCGCAAAGAUGAGGACAACUCUGACGAGCAGGAGUCUUCGGGCUCCAUCAUUUAUACGGUGGAGCUGAAGCGUUAUGGUGGCCCACUGGGAAUCACCAUCUCUGGCACAGAGGAGCCCUUUGACCCCAUCAUAAUCUCUGGCUUGACCAAGAGAGGCCUGGCAGAGCGGACUGGUGCCAUCCAUGUUGGCGAUCGUAUUCUGGCCAUCAACAGUGUGAGUCUGAAGGGGAAGCCACUCAGUGAAGCCAUACACCUGCUGCAGAUGGCUGGAGAAACCGUCACGCUCAAGAUCAAGAAACAGGCUGACUCACCGGAUGAAAAAAAUAAAGAGAACGAUCUGGAUAAUGAUCUCAGCGAUAACGAAGACGAGAUGACAGACUCGCAGAAGACCAGUAAACUGUCUGACAUUUACUCCACCACCAUCCCCAGUGUGGACUCGGCCAUGGAGUCAUGGGACGGUUCGGGCAUCGACGCUGGUUACAGCAGCCAAGGUGCGUUCAUCCAUCAGGCUGCUGGUAUUGCGCUACACCCUCACGAGUGGCGAAACACCAAGCAGAGAAACAGCACUCCACCACCAACCCGCCGCAAAAACUAUCCCUUUAGUGACGGAGGAUUCAGUGAGGAUGACUGGGAUAAAGCUGCUGGAUACAGCAGCCAGACUCAUGCAGAUGCACUCCUGAUGGAGCAGGAGGACAGUUUUUGGUGCCAGGCUUUGGAAGACCUGGAGACGUGUGGCCAGUCUGAACUACUUAGAGAGAUCGAGGCAUCAAUAAUGACGGGCAGUGCUCUGAGUUUGGGUGUUGAGGGUGGAAAGACUCACAUUGAUCCAGUCAACCAACCUCACCUCAGCCCACUGCGUAAAUCCCCACAUCUCCUCAACGAGACCAAAAACAAGAGCACACUGCGCAUGUCCGAAAAGACCUGGGAGUCCCGGAGAAUCAAAGAGGAGAUUCAGGACAUCCUGUCGCCGACACCACUAGAGCUUCACAAGGUGACGGUGAUGAAAGACCCGGAGAGUGACGACUUCGGCUUCAGCGUAUCGGACGGUUUCUUGGAAAAGGGUGUUUACGUGAACAUGAUCAGACCUGAGGGUCCGGCAGAUCGGGCUGGGCUCAAACCCUACGACAGGAUCCUUCAGGUGAACCACGUGCGGACGCGGGACUUCGACUGCUGUUUGGCUGUUCCUCUGAUCACGGAGGCUGGAGAUAAACUGGAGCUGGUGAUCAGCAGAAACCCGCUGGCACAGACAGGUACAGCUCAACCCCACGACUGCCAUCCGCACUUCAACCCCGUGGGACACUGUCGCGAGCAACAGACCAGCGUUCUGGACCUGUGACAUUCGCCAAAAUCAGACUCACAACAAAAAACUCCAG
Danio aesculapii is the source of this 3397-nucleotide messenger RNA. It is a transcript of the gene grip2b, whose product is annotated as glutamate receptor interacting protein 2b. Bases 1 to 3360 code for a protein of 1119 amino acids. Gene Ontology annotation, biological process: neurotransmitter receptor transport, endosome to postsynaptic membrane. The record is from RefSeq and is a predicted model, not a curated record. Gene Ontology annotation, molecular function: protein binding. NCBI's taxonomy places the organism in Eukaryota, Metazoa, Chordata, Actinopteri, Cypriniformes, Danionidae. The transcript has 24 exons.